AAAACCCUCAGCUACCCUCUGCGUCUACCCUCUGCAGUACUUUGCCCUUUCCUCUCACCCUGCGCGUCGUCUUGCGGAUCUACCCUCCUUGCUCUAGCAGUCGCUGCACUGGUUUUGGGAGUGCUCAAAGGGAAGCAAGGGAAGGAAGACGAGAAGAAGGGUUGCUACAGCUGUUUGCGGUGCCAUCAUUACGGAGAGUGUUAUAUAUUAGCCCUCGGAUUGGAGAUCUGAUUCACUCUCACACCUCCCUCUUACCCCACAUUCAAUUACGACCGACCAUCGUCCCGCCCUUUCCUCUUCCCCUCUCUUUCUCUAACCCUCACCAGAUGACGACCUUCUACAACUCCUACAAACCCCAGGUGCUGUCGCGCACCGAAGGCUUUCACCUGCCAUCCCCAGCACCGUCCACCCCGCCCUCCACCUCCUCCGACCCGUCCAACAACCAAGCGUCCAGCAGCUCCCCAACCACCACUACCUCCUUCGACGCACACAACCUUUUCCUCUCGCCCCCAAGCUAUCUCAGUGUACCCGAAACUUUUCGCAAGUUUCCCGCUUCGGGCGAUCACAUCGGCUCAGGAGGAAGCAACAUGGACUUUAGCGAAGAGCUGGCCAGUCUGAUGGUCCAUCCCAGCACAAACAACUCAAGCAACACAAGCCACGAACGAUCGACACAGAGUCCGGGGAGCUAUGAUGAUUACAGGGCGGCGCAUACACACAACAUCUUUGAUAUCUCUGCCCCUACCACUCAUCACCAACAGCAACAGCAUCAUCCUUCUCACUCCCAUCACUCGUCCCAUCAUCCUCAUCAUGCCCAUUCUCAGUCUUAUGGCUCCAGCUCCAGCUUUGGCGUCGGCCCCGGUGGAAGUGCGACCAGUCCCUUGCACGACUUUAGCUCACAUUCGCAUUUCAACUCCACCGUACCGGCUAUCGGCAGUAGCAUGCGCUACGAGCCUCCUCCUCAAUCUCCCUUCAACCUCAACCCAAACGCUCCCACCACUGCAGGCGGCGAACCAUCAAGCGUCUCCUCGUUUUCGUCUCACAUCAGCACCCUCUCCUCUUUCAGCGGUCUCUCCAACACCACAACCACAACCACCCCAUCAUCAGAAUACCAUCCCCAUCAAUACUCUCACUCGCAUCAACAACCACAACGUCAGACCCCCAGUCCGAUCUCCACUGAACUCUCGAGAAGUCGCUCGAGAAGUCGGUCUCAGGUGGGCGUUAAUGGUGUAAAUGGGGUUAAUGGAGAACCGCCUAGUACGAAUGGUGGACCCGCGAGGAGGACAAGAGCAAAGCGAGGGAGCGUCAGCUCCGUCAGUCCCCCGCCAUUGCAUCGCGGGGCACAACCGUUAGUUAUACCAGGUACUAGUGCACAUGGUAGAGGCCCAGCAAGUCCUUUAAGCCUACACACAAACGGCUGGGGCUUCCUCGGCAACGGCACAGGUCCUGGUUCAGCAUCAGGUAACGCACCUAAUGGUGUUGCGAAUGGCGAGUUUAGCUUGCCGACGCCAGAAAGUGUUCAUGGCGGCUUCCCGGCUUUCAACGGCGCUCUUCCCUCGCCUAUUGCUGGGUUGGCUGGGUCGAUAGGUUUGGGCGGGAUCAACGUUGGCAGCCUUCCUUCGAACGGCGCUGGUGCGAAUGGCACCACGGGUAAAGGGGAUGGUAACGAUGUCGCCAGUAAACAAGCCCUCCUCGCCAACGAAAAACGUCGUCGGAGACGAGAAUCUCAUAAUGCGGUUGAACGGCGUAGACGGGAUAAUAUCAAUGAGAAGAUCAGUGAACUUGCUACGCUGAUACCUGAACACCUUCUUGAUCCUGCUGCUUCUACGUCGUCUCCUACUGCGUUGAACCCUGAUGAUGUCCUUGGUGGGAGUCCGGGGUUGGAUGAGGAUGAGAAGGAGGUGAAGGAUAAGGAGGGGAAGGAGAGCAAGGAAAGUAAAGAGAGUAGGGAGGGGAAGGAGAAGGAUGGGGCUGCUGGUGUUAAAGCGAAUAAGGGGAUGAUUUUGAGGAAGAGCGUUGAGUAUAUUCGGUAUUUGCAACAACUGGUUUCGGCGCAAGCGACGAGGAACCGGGAUCUUGAACAACAACUUCAGGCGUUCAAGUCCGGGUCUCCCCCUUCGUCUUCUACAACCGAAGACUUGGCUGCCACAGACGACGCAUUCAACAUCCUCCCUUCCUCUUCUCCCACCACCCCCUCCACCGCCACCGCCAUCACCGCUGUCAAUACUUCUGCCACUUGCAAUUCCUCGUCCUCUCCCCUCUCAUCCUCCUCAUCCUCCACUCCAACCACCAACACCAAAAGGAGAAGUAAAGCCUACACCGGGUUUGACCAGACCACGCUAGAAAGCGUCGUGGAGAUGGAUACAGAAGAUGAUCACCACCACGGCACUCAUGCCCAUGCGAAUACGAGGGAUGAGGAUGAGGAGAUGGAUUUGAUGAUGGAGGGGACUAGUCCGUCUGUUGGGGAUGGGGAUGGGGACGAGGAUGAUAAUGAUGGGUUGGGUUUGGGGUUGGGGUUGGGUGGUACCGGGGAGGAGGAGGAGAGGGGACGGAAGGGGCGGCCGCUGAAUGGUGUUGGUGGGAGUGUUAAUGGGAUUAAUGGGAUGGGCGUGGGUGGUGUGAGUGGGAGUGGGAAGGUCAAGGUUAAGGAGGAGGGUGGGGAUAUGGAGACUUCAUGAGACGGAUUUUCGUUCGCCUUUUCCUUUGGCUGGACGCAAAAACGACAUCUCGGCACCUUCACCGUCGGCUCUAUCCCUGGUAUUGUCUCCGUCUACCAUUCGUCUCGUCUCCCCCAUCCAAAACACGUCGUCCUCGUUCUAUCUAAUGACUCCUGCUGCUGCGCCACGAUGCUCUGAAACGCAAAACGCCAUCUACAUGUCGUCUUGCGUUGUUGAUAUACUAAUAUAUUGUUUCUUUUUGUGCUCGUUUUUCUUGUCUAUCGGUCUCUGCUCUUUUUCUCUAUCUCUCUAUUUCUCCGUCUCCUUUUCUCUAUCCUUUUCCCUCUUCUUCUUACGUCUUUCCUCGCAUACCUCCGACCCUCGUCAUCUUCCGACACUAGCACGUACGUACGUGGCUCUAUGGCUCUAUGGCUCUAUAGCGGUAUUCUCUCUCUCUCACUCAUAUCUCUCUCAAUUCAAAUCAAUCCAAUCCAAUCUACACUGUUUUUCUUAAAUCACUACUUCUUGGGUUGGCUUCCAUCUCACUGUUCAUCGGUUCACUUCCAUUUGCCGUUCUAUAUGGUCCCCGGCUGCUUCAUCCUACCUCCUCCGUACCUCUGCCCAUUCGUGUAUCGUGUAACAGUAAAAGAAGUCUGAAAGGGCCGGUUUCAAGUUUUUUUCCCCCCCCUCUGUGUAUAAAUACUACGGCUAGUCGUU
This is a messenger RNA of Somion occarium, 3371 nucleotides long. NCBI's taxonomy places the organism in Eukaryota, Fungi, Basidiomycota, Agaricomycetes, Polyporales, Cerrenaceae. The record is from the annotation of a GenBank genome assembly.